Messenger RNA from Elephantulus edwardii (Cape elephant shrew), 1899 nucleotides. It is a transcript of the gene MGAT2, whose product is annotated as mannosyl (alpha-1,6-)-glycoprotein beta-1,2-N-acetylglucosaminyltransferase. Gene Ontology annotation, biological process: oligosaccharide biosynthetic process; protein N-linked glycosylation. Gene Ontology annotation, molecular function: alpha-1,6-mannosylglycoprotein 2-beta-N-acetylglucosaminyltransferase activity. Lineage: Eukaryota; Metazoa; Chordata; Mammalia; Macroscelidea; Macroscelididae. The transcript has a single exon. Gene Ontology annotation, cellular component: Golgi stack; Golgi membrane. The record is from RefSeq and is a predicted model, not a curated record. Bases 459 to 1805 code for a protein of 448 amino acids.
CGGCUUGUCAGUCCCGUCGCCGCUAGGCAGGGGCGAGGCUGCCUUGAGGGGAUUUUGGUUGCCCGGGGCCCGUGUGAUAAUGAGAGCGCAGAGGACGCAGGGCUGCUGGAGGCGCAGGUAACGAAGCUGGGGUUCGGUGGAACCGCAGCAGGGCUUCUUCCGGGACCUGUGGUGCUGAAUGGAAAGGACUGAGGCGACGCCGAGCCGCGGCUCCUAGCGGCGGGGCCGCUGCCCGAGCUGCAGCUGCUAGACGAGGAUGUGUGGAGCCCGGGCGGCGCGGGGGAGCUGAGAGCCUUCGGGGCCCAGGGCUCCCAGGGCCCGGGAUGAGUUAGCGAGGGCAGCCGCGGGGGCCAGUUCCGACUACCACAGGCCGAAACGACAGCCACCGCCCGUCCACCGGCCGCUUCGUGCAGAAGCCGCUAGCUCCUUCCGCGCCCGCGUUGCCGGCCCUGGAGACCAUGAGGUUCCGCAUCUACAAGCGGAAGGUGCUGAUCCUGACCUUCGUGGUGGCCGCCUGCGGCUUCGUCCUGUGGAGCAGCAAUGGGCGACAAAGGAAGAACGAGGCCCUCACCCCGCCACUGCUGCAAGACGCCGAGCCCGCGCGGGGUGCGGGCGGCCGGGGUGGGGAGCACCCCGCUGUGUCCGUGGGCAUCCGCAGGGUCUCGAACGAUUCCGCGGCCCCGCUGGUGCCGGGGGCCCCGCAGCCGGAGGCGGACAACCUGACGCUGCGCUACCGAUCUCUCGUGUACCAACUGAACUUUGACCAGACGCUGCGAAAUGUAGAUAAGGGGGGCGCCUGGGCGCCCCGCGACCUAGUGCUGGUGGUCCAGGUGCAUAACCGGCCCGAAUACCUCAGGCUGCUGCUGGACUCGCUUCGGAAAGCGCAGGGCAUUGACAACGUCCUCGUCAUCUUUAGCCACGACUUCUGGUCGACCGAGAUCAACCAGCUCAUCGCCAGCGUGGAUUUCUGCCCGGUCCUGCAGGUGUUCUUUCCUUUCAGCAUUCAGUUGUACCCCAACGAGUUUCCGGGUAGUGACCCUAGAGACUGCCCCAGAGACCUGGAGAAGAAUGCAGCUCUGAAGAUGGGGUGCAUUAACGCCGAGUAUCCCGACUCGUUUGGCCAUUACAGAGAGGCCAAGUUCUCCCAAACCAAACACCACUGGUGGUGGAAGCUGCAUUUUGUUUGGGAAAGGGUCAAAGUUCUUAGGGACUACGCAGGCCUUAUCCUUUUCCUGGAAGAGGAUCACUACUUAGCCCCAGACUUUUACCACGUCUUCAAAAAGAUGUGGAAAUUAAAGCAGCAAGAGUGUCCGGAGUGCGACGUUCUCUCCCUCGGAACUUACACUGCUAGUCGCAGUUUUUAUGGCAUUGCUGACAAAGUAGAUGUGAAAACUUGGAAAUCCACAGAGCACAAUAUGGGUCUAGCCCUGACCCGGGAUGCAUAUCAGAAACUGAUUGAGUGCACAGACACUUUCUGUACUUACGAUGAUUAUAACUGGGAUUGGACUCUUCAAUACUUGACUGUAUUUUGUCUUCCAAAAUUCUGGAAAGUGCUGGUUCCUCAAGUUCCCCGGAUUUUUCAUGCUGGAGACUGUGGUAUGCACCACAAGAAAACCUGUAGGCCAUCCACCCAGAGUGCCCAAAUUGAGUCCCUUUUAAAUAACAACAAACAGUACUUGUUUCCAGAAACUCUGGUUAUCAGUGAGAAGUUUACUAUGGUAGCCCUUUCCCCACCUAGGAAAAAUGGAGGGUGGGGCGAUAUUAGGGACCAUGAACUCUGUAAAAGUUAUAGAAGACUGCAGUGAAAAAAAAUCACCAAAAAAGUGACAGUCUUCUGUUUUUGAUACUUGCCCAAACAGGAUAUACAGUUUUGAAUUAAUAAAAGGGUUUAGGAACUGG